Messenger RNA from Brenthis ino (lesser marbled fritillary), 1845 nucleotides. Lineage: Eukaryota; Metazoa; Arthropoda; Insecta; Lepidoptera; Nymphalidae. The record is from the annotation of a GenBank genome assembly.
AUGAAAGCAAUUAAUGCUGAUCAAGAAGAAACUCAAUAUGAAGAAGACAUCAAGAAAAGAAUUUUGGCUAAAGCUUUAGAAUUUGUUCAAAAGAGUGGAUGGUCCGUAGAAUCCUUAGCACAAGGAGCAGAAGCUGCAGGUUACCCUGGUAUUGCUCAUGGACUUUUUCCAAAUGGAGGAGGAGACUUAGUGCAUUUUUUCAAUGUAACAUGCAAUGAAAGUCUUGUUGAGGAAAUGAAAACCUGGCCGAAAGAAGAUUUAAAAGAAUCAAAAGUACCAGCUCAACAAAUAGAAAAUGCAAUCAUGACUAGGCUUUUAAUGAUUGAUCCAUACAAGAGCACAUGGCCGAAAGCUAUGGCAAUACAAACUUUACCUAACAAUGUUCCGAAUUGCUUAGCAACACUCCUUUCACUGGUUGACGAUAUCUGUUACCACACAGGUGACCGAAGCGUAGAUUUCAAUUGGUACAUUAGAAGAGUGGGUUUGGCUGGUAUUUAUAAGGCAUCGGAAUUAUUUUAUCUCACUGAUGCCACACAAAAUAGUAGUGGAACUCGAAAUUUUGUUAAAUCACGAAUCAGGGAUGCAGAAUUCAUCCAAAUAGCCUUAAAUAUGAAUCCAGUGUCAGUUGCUCCCCAAACUUUAACUGCUGCUUUUGUAACGGAAGCCGCUUUGGCUGACGAUGCCCUUAAGUACAAACUCCUUGUAAACCAUAUCUCGCCAUCAAUAUUUAACUUCAUUCAAGCUUGCACCACGUACGUCGAUGCCAUGACCACUCUCAGUACCACCUAUGAAAAACAAAAAAAUAUUAUCUUGGCUCGGCAUCGCCUCGCUACUAGAAAGCAACAGCCUGGCGAAACGUUAGCAGAGUAUUCGAGAUCUCUUGCCAUACUUGCUCGUGAAUGUCACUUCAAAGCUGUUACUGCUAAUGAACACCAAAACGAAACCGUACGUAGUACGUUCAUUGCCGGAAUAUUGUGUCAGAAAAUAAGAGAAAGGUUGCUAGAAAAAUCUACUAUGUCUUUGGAAGAAACAUUGAAUCUGGCUACAUCUUCAGAAACUGCUGAAAAUACUUCACGACUACUAACAGUAUCAUCUCCAUCAACGUCUGCUGUUCCUGUUAACACGAUCUCUGAAACUCAAGCAUCGCAACCACAGCUCAACUUGGCAGCAUCAAAACCUCAAAAUUUUCAUCACAGUCGCCCUACGCAAAGUGACCGCCGAUGCUUUUUCUGCGGUGGCAAUGUUCAUAAAAGAAUCAAGUGCCCCGCUAAUAAUGCCCAAUGUCAACUUUGCUCCAAAAAAGGACAUUUUGCAACUGUUUGCCGUAGUUCAAGACCAGGUCAACAUACCGUAAAUGUUAUUACCAUGGACGAUGACGACGUUACUCAACCUCAAGUUACUGAUUCUCAUUUGUCAAUGAUAUCCGCUGCUGCGCCAUCAAGCCUACGUAAAGCUACCAUUCCAAUUACCUUGAACAACUAUCAAGCAGAUGCGCUACUUGACACCGGAAGUUCAAUCAGCUUUAUCGAUAAGAAUACUGCUCUAACCAUGAACCUUAAACGAAAGCCCUGUCGACAAGCGAUAACUUUAGCAUCUCUUAACAAUAUAUCAUAUGUUGAGGGACUAUGCUACGCUACAAUUCAGAUUGGUGAACAUAUAUACCAGCAUCAACCUCUGCUCAUUGUCGUUGACGACGACUCGUCGGACGAUGAAGAGCAAUUAGAAAUGGAGGAGGUCCCUUCCAACGAAGCUCCACCUGCUAGCCCAGAAGUGGAGAGUACACAAGUUCGUCGCUCUGUUCGAGAACGCAAACCUCCGGCCCACUUUCAAGAUUACGUCUCUUCA